Molecule: messenger RNA, 862 nt
Organism: Oryza sativa Japonica Group (Japanese rice)
Lineage: Eukaryota; Viridiplantae; Streptophyta; Magnoliopsida; Poales; Poaceae
Source: RefSeq, a predicted model, not a curated record
UUGCAGUAAUCGGAAUCCAUUCAGUGCCAAUCAGGUAAUCAGUGUGAGAGUCUUUUCAAAGCGAAGGAGCAAAUUAGCUUUUGUGUUGUAGAUCGAGCAGGCUAGGUAUAGCGAGAAUGGAGUACCAGGGGCAGCAUGGUGGCCACGCCAGCAGCCGCGCCGACGAGCACGGCAACCCUGCAGUGACCACCGGAAACGCACCCACCGGGAUGGGCGCCGGCCACAUCCAGGAGCCGGCGAGGGAGGACAAGAAGACCGACGGCGUCCUCCGCCGCUCCGGCAGCUCCAGCUCCAGCUCAUCCUCUGAGGACGAUGGGAUGGGAGGAAGGAGGAAGAAGGGGAUCAAGGAGAAGAUCAAGGAGAAGCUCCCCGGCGGCAACAAGGGCAACAACCAGCAGCAGCAGCAGGAGCACACCACAACAACGACCGGCGGCGCGUACGGGCCGCAGGGCCACGAUACCAAGAUCGCCACCGGCGCACACGGCGGCACCGCCGCCACCACCGCGGACGCCGGCGGCGAGAAGAAGGGCAUCGUGGACAAGAUCAAGGAGAAGCUCCCCGGCCAGCACUGAGCUGCUGCAUGCCAUGUGUGUGAUCGGUGUUUCGAUCCGACGAUCGACUUCGAUCACAAACAACGAAGGAUCUCCCUCCUGAAGAAUAAUAAUAUUGUGUGUCCUUGUAUAUCUGUGUGUGUGUUCCGGGUAAACAAUAAAGUCGUGAUGCAGCCACGGCAUGUGUGCGUACGUGUACGUAGCACUGUAUGUAAGUGCGCGUGUGGUAUAUGGCGUGUUGGUUAAUUUUCGUAUAUUAUUUGGCUCAAAUUAUAUAUUUUAAACAUCUAUGUGAAAUCUGUUUAUCGUGA